CAUAUGGAGGAGGAGGCUGCUCCCUUAACUUCCUGAGACUGACUGAAGCAAACAGGGAAAGAGGGAAAUGGCACGAGAUCAGAGAGAUAGAAAGAACUGAGUGUUGUAUGCACAAACAUUGAUUUGCAGCUCUCUUCCUUUUCUGCCAUCUGGAGCAGUGAAACAGUGAAGCACUUCCUUCGUCUGCUCGGUGCUCGUGUGUGCUGUUGGCUGCAACCCCGGCGUCGCUGUGGUAGCAAUUUUAGGGUCAGGAAGACAUUGUUUUCCUCAUGCACAUCUCUGCACAUGACGUCUAGCCAUGUCUGAUGUAUGGAAACUACUUCGUAAUGGACUCCCAGCUACAUUUCACUGCACUUCAGUGGAGGUUGCAGAUACCAGCUGAACUUCUCUGAGGGGUUCCUCCCCCUUGUUUUCCUUAUAAGGCUAAAACGACUGAGUGGAAAAUCAUUUGAAUUUUGUGGUGGCUCUGCUCUGACGUGCGCUUGGAUGCCAAACCAGCUUUUUUUUCUUUUCUUUUUUUUUCUUAGCUUUUACUUCCUCUUGUUGGAAGCGAUUUUAAUACCGGUGAUUUGUUUAAGAGACAGUAUCAGAUGCUUUUGAUAGUAGUUACACAAGAGUUGUUUUUCUGACCUUUCAGCAUCAGCUGUCCAACUUUGCUCUGGGAGUAACACAGCAAAGAAGGAACCCCUCUGAAGAUCAUCCUCCAUAUGAAUAAGCGCCAAAUAUUCCUUCUGAAGGAACUGGUCCUGGAGACACCCUCAAGAUUGCAUGCAGUUCUGGGAAAACAAACAUACUUUUUUGGCAACACAGUAUUUGGCAUCGGAGAUGGUGGAUUAGUUUGAAGUUGAAAAUACUUUGAAGUUAUUUAUGUCUUGCAGGGAUGAGAGAAUUGUAUGAGCUGAGGUCUUCUUGUGACCCUCUCCUUGAGCAUUUCUCUGCUUGUGUUGGAUCAUUUUUUUGGGAUUGCUUCCACCUAUUUGUUUAUCGUGGCAGAUAGAUAUAAGGAUUCCGACAUUAUUCGAUAGUGGCCUUUUUGGGUCAGAAUGACUGCACCAGCAUGGUACCACAGGGACAUCAGUCGGGUUCAAGCAGAGGAGCUGUUGGCUCGGGCUGGGAAGGACGGCAGUUUCCUGGUGCGGGACAGUGAGUCUGUGCCUGGUGCCUAUGCACUUUGUCUACUAUUCCAGCGGCAUGUUCACACUUACCGUAUUCUUCCUGACGCAGAUGGGUUACUGGCUGUUCAGACAACACAGGGAGUGCAGGUGAAUUGUUUUCGGACUCUUGGUGAUCUGGUUUUGGGAUACCAGCAACCUCAUAAAGGCCUGGUGAUCCCCUUGCUGUAUCCAGUAGUGCGUGAGACAGAACUAGUGGAUGAGAGCUCAGACGGGGACGAUGAGAAGCCAGGGUCACUGUGGAACCCUGGGGCUUCCUCUUCUGCAGCCCAGGCGCCCUCUACAGCCCAGUCAACUCCUGCAACUCAAACACCACCAUCCCAGCUCCUGCUGCAUAGACUGCAGGGCAUCACCACAACCAGUAAUGUGGCUUCUGAGAUGGUAGCUCUGCUGGGUGAGUAUUUGCGUGGUGAUGUGACCCUGGAUCUUGAGAGUGUAAAGAAAGGAGACUCAGGACUACACUUUCUCCAGCGAAUUCUCUGCACUACAUGCCAUAAACUGCACAGUGAGAUUGAUCAGACAAUGUCCAGUUUGGAGACCCUGGCCAAAGUCUUUGACCAUCCAAGCUGUCCUUUGACCUGUCCCAAAAUCCAGAAUAUAGCCAAGUGUCCAGAAGAGAACCUUGAUACUCUGCUCUACAAACUAACAUCUCUGUGCAACCUGCUAUCUUCUCUAGAAAAGAGGGUUCUCACUGCCCUCCAAGAAGCUGUGACCAAUCACAACCUUUCUGUGCAGCCAGUGUCUGUACCUGAGCCUGUAUCACCUGUUAAAUCUCCUGCCAAGGUCUUCCCUGUGCACAGCUUCCAGGUGAAGGUUGUCAGGUAUGGAAGGCAGAUGGUAUCAGUGGACGUGAACAAUGGUGUGCUGCUUUUUGACAGGAAGACUGGCACAUUUGGAAUUGAGACAAUCACACACGAAAGGAUUGUACAGGUGGUAAAGUUUCAGAGCAGCCCAGCUAAGCUGAAGAUGGUUGUGGACAGUCACCACAAGCCUCCAAGGGAGCUUCUGUUUGAGAGCUUUAAGAAAAGAGAGGCUUUCUGCCAGCUCCUGCGGCUGAUGAAGAACAGACACUCUCAACAGAUUGAGCCAGAUGUCAUCUCUGUAUUUGUGGGCACAUGGAACAUGGGUGGCUCCCCCCCUCCCCCUACUCUACAGUCCUGGGCUACUUGCUGUGGUUUGGGAUUGACUCCUGAUGACUCCACUGCUUGCCUGCCUCAUGACAUUUAUGCAUUUGGCACUCAGGACAAUCCUCAAGGAGAAAAGGAGUGGAUAGAACAUAUUAAAGCCACACUAAAAAAUGCUACCCAUAUAGACUUUAAACAGGUGGCACUGCAGUCUCUAUGGAACAUCAGACUGGCUGUGUUUGUAAAACCAGAGCAUGAGGGUCGUAUUAGCCAAGUAAACACAGCAAGUGUAAAAACAGGACUGGGAAAUACACUUGGAAACAAGGGGGCGGUAGGGAUCUCCUUCCUCCUUAAUGGCACGUCAAUGGGCUUUGUGAACUGUCAUUUGACCUCUGGUAGUGAGAAAGCGCUUCGGAGGAACCAGAAUUUUCAAGACAUCCUCAGACUGUUAUCUCUGGGGGAACGGCAGCUUGCUGCCUUCGACAUCAGCCUGCGCUUUACUCAUCUCUUCUGGUGUGGGGACCUGAACUAUCGCCUGGAUCUUGAUGUUGAGGACAUUUUAAAGCAUGUUUCAAAGCGGGAGUUUGAUGAACUGAUGUAUGCAGACCAGCUGACCAGAGAGCGCCAUAAGAGAAAAGCCUUUUUUAACUUCAAGGAAGAGAAAAUCACAUUUCCACCCACCUACCGGUAUGAGCGGGGCUCCAGAGAGUGCUACCUAUGGCAGAAAUACAAGACUAGUGGGGUGCGGGUAAACGGACCUUCAUGGUGUGAUCGUGUCCUAUGGAAAUCCUAUCCAGAGACUUACAGCACUUGUACUUCAUAUGGUUGUACUGAUGACAUCUUUACCAGUGAUCACUCUCCUGUUUUUGCAACAUUUCAUGUCAGUGUGGCCGCACAGUUCCCCAAACCAGACUCAAGUUUGGAUCGAUCCUGGAUUGAACUGGGUACAGUUGAGGCUAUAGUGAAAACUGCCAGCAAGGCCAAGUUCUUUAUUGAAUUUCACUCUCGAUGCCUCGAAGAGACACGACGUUCUGCAGAAAAUGACGCACAGAGCUGUGAUGUGCCAGGGUUCCUUAAAAUGAGCUGGUCUUCCAAACAGCUGCCCAAGCUCCAGACUCUUGUCUCAGAUAUGGAGUAUAUUCGAGACCAACACUUGCUGUUUUCUGUAAAGUCAUGUGAUGGCUUUGAGUCAUAUGGUGAAUGCUGUGUGGCUUUGCAGCCCAUAGUGGCCAAUAACUCAGAGACAUUUGAAACGUGCUUGACUCACAGGGGUGAAGAGAUGGGUUCCAUCCGAGGCCAAAUCAAAGUCUAUAUACCACUAAACAAGUACCGAUCACAGGAGAGGAGCUAUGAAUGGAUCUGCUUUGAGAAAGAUGAAAAGGGAUUAAUUAGGAGCCCCUGGUCUACCCCACCCAUCCAAGCAUCCCGUAAUCCCGUAUCAUCAUCAUCAUCCUCCCGCCCAGUGGCUCCUAGUAGCUACACGAAUCCCGCUUACUUUAUUUUUGAGGGCAUUCCCAUGUUAAGGCAGUUAGAGGAAGACCCCUCACCCAAAGAACCUCAUGUAGUGUGGGCUAAAGACUCUGUGAUUCAACUUCCUAAAGUAACAGGGGGGCAUAGCCAUGACUGCAGAGCUGCCCGCAGGUCUGACUUCACAGAAAUUGAAAUCCCUGGAUCCUUGCCACCUUACACACCUCCUUGUGACCGCCCAACUCAUAUUAGCCCUCAGUCAAUUUCCUCAUACCAACUUUUCCCUGGACCAGACCUAUCAAAUCACCCUCAAAACCAGAAAAACAAGCCUUCGAAUACUUCAUUUAAGUCACAAAUUCAAAGGCAUAGCGUAACUCAGGAGUCCAUAUUAUCUACCAAAAAAAUAGGAAAUGCCAGUCUGAGCAAUUCAGUCUUCACACAAGAUGCUCAUGGGAUAGUUAAGAAAGACUAUUCCAGGAUUCACCAGGAGCGACUAAUUCCAGUGCGUAAUGGACCAAAGUUAUACCCAUACAUGUCCACCAGAGUUCCCCUCUCCAAAGCAUCAGUUCCCUGGGUAGUGGAUCAGACUCCUGCAGUUUCAGGAGAUAACUCACUCACUGCUCUACAGAUUGCCAAAUCAUUAAGCGAGGUGGAUUUUCUGCCAGCGUGCAAAAAGUAUCCAUCAGACCAAAGCUCUCCUCUACCAAGGCAGUAUGGGUAUGAUUAUACCUUAGCCCCUGAGACUGGGUACUGUUGGGAUAAAGAGGUUUCGGUCCUCCAUGGAGCUCCAGAGACAGUACAAGAGCUGCUCAGUAGUCUGGGGCUGCAGCGCUAUACACUGGGACUCAGUCUCAAUGGCUGGAAUGAUUUGGAUUACUUCAGUGGAAUUACUGAGGAGGAUCUGCAGGCUUCUGGUGUAACAAACCCAUCUCAUCGUAGGAGAAUCCUAGAGAAUUUGCCCAAGAUUUGGGACUGAACACUUGGACGUGGAUGACUGCUUUCAAUUAGAGUAUUUUGCACAAAAAAAGGAUUCAUGCAACUCUUUGCUUGUGUCUUUGCCUUAGAAUUAAUUUAGUAAUGAUGUACAUUUGCUUUGUUUGCGUCAGAGUUCACCAUGGUUUCAGCCACCACCCAAGUCUUAACUUUUAUUUUCUGCCAUUCCAUCUCUGUUAUUUACCUUGUACAAAGUAGUUACAUAAAUUAUAUCUGUUUGCAGAGGGACCUCUCCAAGUGGAUUUGAUCAUUUGAUUAUGAUUCAUCUUUUAUGUCAAUAAAAGAGUAUGAAUGUGGUCAAACCCAUGAUCCUGGUACUGCUCACAUUAAAAUGGGAGCUUGACUAAAUGUAAUUGCUACGUAAUCACAAUUAUACCCUGUUUGUCUGUCAUGUUCAAAAAACAUGGGCAAGCUAGGAAAAUAAUAAGGCACUACCUGUAAGCAUUGUACAUUCCAAUAAGUAAAGGGUGUAUCUGAAAUUUGACGUGUCACAGAAGAUUUUAAAACCAGAUUGUAAACCGUUGUAGUGUUUGCUUUGACUUCCUAUAAAACUAUAAAACUAUGCAGACUAACUGCUUUGUUCUCAUUUUUUAUGAUGUGGUUUUUUUAUGGAUCAUAAGGAAUGACGGUUUUCCUCCCUGAUUUGACAAAAUUGAUUAAACCCCCUGUUCUGGAUGGUUUCAAGUAAGUAAGAUUUUAAAAUAUUAAAUAAUAUGAGAUU
Clarias gariepinus (North African catfish) is the source of this 5477-nucleotide messenger RNA. It is a transcript of the gene inppl1b, whose product is annotated as inositol polyphosphate phosphatase-like 1b. Gene Ontology annotation, biological process: phosphatidylinositol dephosphorylation. The record is from RefSeq and is a predicted model, not a curated record. The transcript is spliced from 28 exons. Lineage: Eukaryota; Metazoa; Chordata; Actinopteri; Siluriformes; Clariidae. Bases 1044 to 4739 code for a protein of 1231 amino acids. Gene Ontology annotation, molecular function: phosphatase activity; protein binding.